Molecule: messenger RNA, 1754 nt
Organism: Quercus lobata
Lineage: Eukaryota; Viridiplantae; Streptophyta; Magnoliopsida; Fagales; Fagaceae
Exons: 2
Coding region: 37-924 (295 amino acids)
Biological process (GO): tetrapyrrole biosynthetic process
Molecular function (GO): uroporphyrinogen-III synthase activity
Source: RefSeq, a predicted model, not a curated record
CGUUAGAUGAAUGAAUGAAUUGACGUGACCAAAGAAAUGAUGACCAUGCAAAAUCCAACGUAUCCUUUUCCGGGCCCACUAUCCCCCACCACCGCCGCCACCACCACUUGCUCCUACCCCACCGUAGCUUUCACAACGCCACCAAACUACGCGGCGCGUCUGUGUCACUUGCUCACCAUCAAGGGCUUCAAUCCCCUGUGGUGCCCCACACUAGUCACCCACCCAACCCCACACUCCCUCAAACCCUACCUCUCUCCCCCUCCAACUCUCGAAUCCUUCUCCGCCAUCGCCUUCACCUCACGCGCCGCCAUCACAUCCCUCUCAACCGCCAUAGCCGACUUCACCGAACCCCUCUUAUCCCCACACGGCCACACCUUCAUCCUCGCCGCUCUCGGCAAAGACUCGGAACUCAUCGUCAACGACGAUUCCUUCAUCGCCAAGUUUUGCCAAAACCCUAACCGAAUCAGAGUCUUAGUCCCUCCAAUCGCGACCCCGAGCGGUUUAGUCCACGCGCUAGGGCUAGGGCUCGGACGGAGACUCAUGUGUCUGGUACCAACCGUGGUGGGGCUCGACGAGCCGGCGGUGGUGCCGAAUUUUGUGAAGGAGCUGGAGGAGAAGGGGUGGGAUCCGGUGAGGGUGAGCGCGUACGAGACACGGUGGAAGGGGCGCGAGUGUGGGAAGGAACUGGUGGAGAAGUGCGAGAGAGGGGAAUUGGGUGCGGUGGUGUUCACGAGCACUGCUGAGGUGGAUGGGCUGUUGAAGAGUUUGAGGGAAAUGGUUGGUUGGGAUUGGAAGAUGGUGAGGAAAACGUGUCCUGAUUUGGUUGUGGCGGCCCAUGGGCCUGUCACUGCUGCUGGGGCCGAGAGUUUGGGUGUCAAAGUUGAUUUGUGCAGGUGGAGGAUGCCACUUCCGAAGAGCUUCUGAGGCUUCGGAUGGCAACCAUGCUUUCCAACAAUCUUGGAAGCUCCGUUUGCUUUGAUAGAUCGGGCCAGCUCUAAACCCUUCAAAAACCAUCUUGUUUCUGUUCAUCCAGAGGAGAUCACAUAGUAGUACACUGAAUCAAAGUAAACUGACCUGCCUCCCAUACCUCUAACUUGAAGAAUUCAGCUGGGCAUCUUAACCCAAUGAUCAAUGAUUUAAUGGAUGAAACAAGGAGAUUCUCCAGUUCAAUUGGCAAUAACAAGUUUGCCCAGACAUAGAUGGUAAAAGGGCAUUUGAUAAAGAUAUGCAGUGCAGUUUCAUAAGGACAUCCACAAAAAGUGCACACAUCUGUUGAGGAUAUUCUAACUAGUUUGUAGCACAUCUUUGGUAGGUAAGAUAUCUCACUCCAUUUUCCACAGUAAUAACUUCAAUCUUUCAUGUAUUAUGAGUUUCCACAAUGGCACCUAGUUUCUGUUCUGUUUAUAAUGUUAAAAACAACUUUGAUCAUCUUAAAUUAUUUUAAUUAGAUUAUUUUAGCUAAAAUGAUUAUUACAGCACAACUGCAUCUAGAAAAAAAAAGUGUUAACUUUAAAAAUUUGUACCUAAAAAUAAGCUUUUCACUGUAAUGCUAUAGUACUAGAGUUUUUCUGUUGAUCCCUUUUCUGAUAUUGCUGUUUUCUUUUAAAUUUUAAUAGACUUUUUGUAAUUUACUGAAGUCUAAAACCCUAUCAAGUACCCCUAUAACCCUACGAACUUUUCAUAAAUACUCUAAUUUGCUUGUUUGUCCUGGGAAUACUGAAGUUUCAUCUUUUCUUUCGAAAUGGACCUGUAAC